GACUUUAUUAACGUGUUGAUUCUUUGCGCUGUCGGCCAGUAGGUCGUUGUUUUUUCUCUCAGGAAAAAUCCUUAACCCUCUCUUCCCACGCAAAAAUCACUUUCUCCGCCGUUUUCGUUUCUUUAAACCGUGAGGAUUUCGGAUCUCGAGCAUCUGUUACGCGCGACGUUACCAGAACGCACACGGAGGACAGAAGGGAUACAAGAAGAGCUGCUACGAAAUGUUUCCCACGAAACUCUCUUGGACCAUGUAUUAGAGCUGAUUAUGAAUGAGAAGCCUCCAAACAGCACUAGUCUGUUUCUGAGUGAAGACUCUGAGAAGCCACAGCGCGCUGAGGAGGGGCUCCACCGUUUGUGCCGAGUGUUACAGAAGCAGAUGUCAGGAAGCAGACGAAAGAUGGGCGGCAUAACACGGGACAGUGUCAAGACGUUCCUGCGGAGGAACACCUUUGUGAUCUUCACAGUGGCUGCUGUGGCUUUAGGGGUGGUGUUGGGUUUUGCCCUGAGACCUUGUAACCUGUCCAUCAGGGAGGUAAAGUAUUUCUCAUUUCCUGGAGAGCUGCUGAUGAGGAUGCUUCAGAUGCUCGUUCUACCGCUCAUCGUCUCUAGUCUUGUCACAGGAAUCUCCUCUUUAGACAGCAAGGCCUCUGGGAAGAUGGGAAUUCGGGCCAUCGUCUACUACAUGGUGACCACGUUUAUAGCAGUUUUCAUCGGUAUAGUAAUGGUGAUUAUUAUCAGGCCAGGUAAAGGGAGCAGGGACAGUCCAGUGGCCUCUAGUGGCAGCAUUGAGCCAGUGCAGGCUGCUGAUGCUUUUUUGGACCUGAUAAGAAAUAUGUUUCCACCGAAUUUAGUUGAGGCCUGCUUUAAACAGUACAAAACACUGUACAAGAAAACUGUGUUGACCAAAAAUGUGACCAUCAUGGUCAAUGCGACAGACAGCUUCAACGCUACAGAUCUCAGCCAAGUGUACAACCUCAGCACAGUCCUGCAGACCAUUCAGGAGACAGUGGAAGAGGUGGUGCCUGUUUCGGGUUCCUCGAACGGGGUGAACGCCUUGGGGUUGGUGGUGUUCUCCAUGUGCUUCGGAUUAGUGAUUGGAAACAUGAAACAGCAGGGCCAGGCUCUCCGGGACUUCUUUGACUGUCUGAAUGAAGCCAUAAUGCGCUUGGUGGCCAUCAUUAUCUGGUAUGCUCCGGUGGGAAUCCUCUUCCUGAUAGCAGGGAAGAUUGUUGAGAUGAAGGAUCUUGCUCAGGUGGGCGGACAGUUGGGGAUGUACACGGUUUCUGUCAUUGUCGGGCUGCUCAUCCACGGCCUGUUCGUUCUGCCUCUGCUCUUCUUUGUGGUGACCAAGAAGAACCCUUUUACCUUCAUCGCUGGGCUGCUUCAGGCUCUGAUCACAGCUCUAGGCACCUCAUCCAGCUCUGCCACCCUGCCCAUCACCUUUCGUUGUCUUGAAGAAAACAACCAUGUGGAUAAACGAGUGACACGUUUUGUGCUGCCAGUUGGAGCCACAAUCAAUAUGGAUGGCACUGCUCUGUACGAGGCCGUGGCGGCCAUUUUUAUUGCCCAGGUCAAUGACAUGGACCUGAACUUUGGGCAGAUCCUCACCAUCAGCAUUACGGCGACCGCCGCUAGCAUCGGAGCAGCAGGCAUCCCUCAGGCUGGGCUGGUUACCAUGGUGAUAGUAUUGACAUCGGUGGGACUGCCCACAGAGGACAUUACACUGAUCAUCGCGGUGGACUGGUUCCUGGAUCGACUCAGGACCACCACCAAUGUGCUGGGAGAUUCAUUCGGCGCUGGGAUUGUUGAGCAUCUGUCAAGACAGGAACUCCAGAACCAGGAUGUGGAAAUCAGCAACUCUGUGAUCGAGGAGAAUGAAAAGCCAUACCAGCUGAUCUGUCAGGAGAACGACUCUCUCAAACAUCGCAACAGUGAAACCACUAUGUAAUUAUCCUCAAAUCAUUAGAGUUCACACCCAUAGACUGUAAAAAAAAAAAAUUAUGGAUGAUGUAUGUCCACGUCCAUCAAGGAUAGAAAAGUGAAACCAAAAUAACCCAGUAUAGCCCUGUCCCAAAUGGCACACUUCACUGUUAAGUCCACGAGACCAUAAUCUUCAUCAUUUUAUCCUUCAGAAGGGUGCUCAUGAGUGCCCCCUUAGCUUUCUCUUCAUCAGUCCAAAACAAGUCCAAUAAUGUGCAUAAUUCUGCUAUUUGCCCUCGAUACACACUUCUUUCGAGCCCUUGCUGAGGUGAGCUCCACGGCAGAUUUCUACCCAAAAGUCAAACCGGCAUUACAUCACAAAGGUGUGGACUCUGCAAGAGUUUAGGUUGUGAUUUGGGACAGGGCCUAUGGCUGCUGUCAUCUUGCACUGAUGAUAUUAUUUGGAGCCCAAGUCUACGCAGUAGUGAUUGUGAGGUGUCAAAAUCCUGCCCAAGCUGCAGACCCAGUCACAAGCUCAUAACACUACACACCAUUUUUAGAGAAGGGUAUAACUGCAGCCUGGAGAUCUCCAAAUGGGGGUGGGAGCUCCAAAACGGCAUGGCUACCUCCCAUUGACAGACAGACACGAUACACGUGUGAUUUGUCUUCUAGGGCUGCCCUCGACUAAAGAUUUUUCUGGUUGACUAGUAGUCAUUCAUUUUAAGCAUUAGUUGACUAUAAGUUGCAUGUUUAUUAAUAAACCGUAUAAAUCAUAAUAAUGAGACUUUAAACUGCCCACAUAGCCUAAUAAGCGCUCAAGGACACACAUAAAGCUUGCCACAGCGUACCAGUAGGCAUAAUAAUUAUGAAUGUGUCAGGGAAAAACAGUAAAGAGCAUUAACGGUACAUUAACGUUUAACAAUUUAUUAGUGCUUGCUUUGUUUUCGGCGUAAGCGAUAAAGUCGGCGAUGGCAACACUGACUGACUCGUCAUCUCCACAGAAGUUGAUGCAACUGUAUGCAGGUUUUAUACAGAUUACAUAAUCGGAUACGGAUUUGUUUUCCAUUUGAAUUGGUUAAUUUAAAAGACAUUUUGCUCUCUAUAGAUAUGUUUUCCAUUACUGUACGCAUACUGUACGCAAUGUGUCACCAUACUUGGCCACGUCACUUCACUUUCACAUGCUAACCGAGUGUGGACUUGCCUAAAGUUCACCUGGGGCUUUGGCCAACCAUAACUCAGCAAUUCUUAAUUGCACUCAGCAUCACUUUCCUGUCCUACCAUGCAAAUCUCCAGCCCCAGGGCAACCCAUCGCAGAGAACAAAACGAUACAGAUUAAUGAUCUCAAACGCAACUCUGGGAUGUCUAGCGGGAGAGAUCGCAAGGGAUAUCUCAGAUAGAAGGGGGGUCCCGGAGCUUCAAACUUGGCCCUGUCCGAACGUCACCAACCAUGAGCUCCAGGCCCUCCUCUAAAGGAGCUAUCAAAAUUUAGUUUUGCGUGUGGAGACUCCACCCACUUUUAAAGUGACCACCCAGUUUUUAGAGUUCAAACCCAGGCUGCAGUUAUAUCUACUUGUUUUUUUUUUAGAAAUUUAUUAGAAAAACAAAAACUUGAACUAGGGAUGUGCUUGAAUCUGAAUAUCAUGUUCGGAAAGGAAAUGAUGUGUCCUACGGAACCCCUAAAGGGAAUAAAUAUGAGAUGGGAGGAAAAUAUAUGGGAGGCUAAUUAUACUUUGGGCAUCAGGGAGCCGCUAUUAAUAUGUGAGGCAUUGCAAUCGCUUUUGAAUGCAUACACUGCUUUUUACUUUCACUUUCAAGAUUCGCAAUCACACAUACUCUGUGUAUACUAUGGAGCGACAGUACUUACCACUCAUUUUACAAGAUUAGAUUUUUGUCAGUGGUGCUCAGGAUCUGCAAAACAUUUGCCAUCAUCCUAUCAGUCAUCUCUCCUUGUUUUGUUUAUCUGGUAAGUUUUAUUUUAUGUAAUGUAAUGUAACAGGCUACCGCUAGCAAGAGGCUAACCGUGCCGUUUUAGUUAUUUGUUUUCUGUGCUUUUCCGAACAAGGAUUUGCUAUUCGGGCACAUCCCUAACUUGAACAUACAUAAACAUGAUAAGAACUUCCUAAAAUGAUGGAAACCGUCUCUGGGAAAAAUUUAUUUGAAGUGUAAUUUUAUUUUUAGUUUGGCUCAAGUCCCAUUGGUUUACAUGGAGAGGGCGGGGUUUAUGACAUAUACUGCAGCCAGCCACCAGAGGGCGAUGUUUUGACUUCACUUUUCAGGAAGAGUGAGGGACACUUGUUCAUACCUAAAGCACUGUUAUUUAUCUACAUAUAUAUUCUGAAAAUCAGAACAUGCUCAGUAAAAAUAUAUAAAAAAAAAAAAAAAAAGACAGAUGUAUCAGUAAAUUGAGAAUGUUAUGUGACACUCCAACCGGAAUGUAAGUUUUGUGGGUUUAUCUGUCAGUAUUUUUACAUUUACAAGGUAGCACCCAAUUAAAAUAACACUAUGCUAGUUUUAUAAUGCUGAUUUUAGACUGUUAAAAACACAAAGGUCUUUGUAAAUUGUUUAAAGUAUAAAUAUUGUUUUAGAGUCAGUUAAACCAGCAUUAUUACUCAAUGCUAUAUUACCUCAUACACAGAAUGCCAAACUCAUAGAUGACACAUGUAGAGACAAAGGGAACCUUUUUAAGUUACUUUGAUGUCUUAUGGUGGUUUUGUCAUCCAGUUUAUCAAUUAUGUUAUUUUUGUAGAUGUUUAUAUGAUAUUGAAUGAUACUGUAAUCAGUUAUUUAUAUUAUGUAAUGUUUCUUUGAUGAAUUUAGCUUUGCCUUAUUCACUGUUUUGCGAUGGACUGUGAAGUACAUACGUAUAAUUCCUCCCUUAAAGGGACAGUUCACCCAAAAAUGAAAAUUCUGUUAUCAUUUACUCACCCUCCAAUCUCCAAACAUGCAUGAGUUUCUGUAUUCUGCUGAACACAAAAGAAGAUACAUUAAAGAAUGUUGGUAACCAGACAUUUGAUGGUAGCCAUUGACUUCCAGAGUAUGGAAAUAAAUGGCUACCAUCAACUGUUUGGUAAAUGAUGACAGAAUUUUCCUUUUUGGGUCUAUCCCUUUAAGAAUGGCUUCUAUUGAGAUUGUUUGGAUUCUUUCUUAAUAGCAAAUAUCAGGAUGUGAAGUUUUGGUGGAAAGUGGUUUAUGAAAAAUAAG
This is a messenger RNA of Labeo rohita (rohu), 5120 nucleotides long. It is a transcript of the gene slc1a6, whose product is annotated as solute carrier family 1 member 6. Lineage: Eukaryota; Metazoa; Chordata; Actinopteri; Cypriniformes; Cyprinidae. Gene Ontology annotation, cellular component: plasma membrane. The record is from RefSeq and is a predicted model, not a curated record. Gene Ontology annotation, molecular function: L-glutamate transmembrane transporter activity; neutral L-amino acid transmembrane transporter activity; glutamate:sodium symporter activity. Gene Ontology annotation, biological process: L-glutamate transmembrane transport. The transcript is spliced from 10 exons. The coding region runs from base 265 to 1947 and encodes 560 amino acids.